This is a messenger RNA of Pseudovirgaria hyperparasitica, 1902 nucleotides long. RefSeq lists its product as uncharacterized. The transcript has a single exon. The record is from RefSeq and is a predicted model, not a curated record. Gene Ontology annotation, molecular function: RNA polymerase II cis-regulatory region sequence-specific DNA binding. NCBI's taxonomy places the organism in Eukaryota, Fungi, Ascomycota, Dothideomycetes, Acrospermales, Acrospermaceae. Bases 84 to 1406 code for a protein of 440 amino acids. Gene Ontology annotation, cellular component: cytoplasm; nucleus.
ACUUAAUCCGUCAACCCGCCCCCGAUCUAUCUUCUUACACCUCUUUGGUGCUCUCAGAGUCCACACGUCACAAAAAGAUUCACAUGCAACACUCAACGUCUGCCGCCCCCUUCGGCAAUCUCCUCCACCACCACUCAGAUCCUCAUACCCGCGAUCCUACUACUUCUACCUCUCACCACCCGUCGCACCCUUCGUCUGAUCAUCAAUCUCCACUUCCAUCCAACAAUCAGAACAUGGCCACGGCCACUGUGAGUCUCAUGGCUCCCAUGCUUCAGGCUGCUCAGAACACCCAAGACGACAACCGUCAGGACCUUCCUCGACCAUACAAAUGCCCGCUGUGCGAUAAGGCCUUCCACCGCCUAGAACACCAAACCAGACACAUUCGCACUCAUACUGGGGAGAAGCCACAUGCAUGCCAGUUUCCCGGAUGCACCAAGCGCUUCAGCAGGUCGGACGAACUUACCCGUCACUCGAGAAUUCACAACAAUCCGAACUCCAGAAGAGGCAAUAAGCAACACCAGGCUGCCCAGGCAGCAGCAGCAGCAGCAGCCGCCAAUACUGGGAUCAUGGAUAAUGGCUUUGGUAGUCAGGCACACAUGAUGCCACCGCCCAAAUCGAUUUCACGUUCGGCACCGAACUCGAACUUGGCAUCGCCCAACGUCUCCCCACCGCACUCGUUCCAAAGUUAUACCUCGAUGCCAGCCGGUCUGGCCGGACUAUCACAAUUCAGACAGGCUGGUGCCAGCAGUCACAUCAACAUACUGGCGGAUGCCGCCUCCAGAGUCGAGCGUGAGAACUACCAACAUGGCCCUCAGCCAAACCGACACCUCAACACCCAUCCACAUCAAUAUCAUCCUUAUGGUGGCUCGUCCCAUAGCAGCAGUCCUCGUCUGCCUGGUCUGCAAGCAUAUGCCUACUCAUCACACUCUCAGCCCAUGUCUCGUUCUCAUUCGCAUGAAGACGACGAUCCAUAUGCCCACCGAAUGACCAAGAAGUCGAGGCCUGGUUCUCCUCUCUCCACCGCACCUCCAUCUCCAACCUUCUCUCACGAUUCCUACUCGCCUACGCCAGACCAUACGCCUCUUGCAACACCAGCGCACUCACCUCGCAUUCGACCUUACCAGAUGCAUGAUGUACAAUUACCCCAUCUCCGCAAGCUUACACUCCAUAACCACACCCCAGCACUCGCACCUAUGGAGCCGUCUACGCACACGGAGCAGCCAUACGUCCCUGUGCAAAGCUCUGGACUUCGCAUCAACGACAUCAUCUCGAGAAGUGACGGAGCGCAACGAAAGCUGCCCGUACCGCAAAUGCCUAAAGUGGCUAUUCACGACAUCCUGAAUGGGCCUAGCGUCGCUUCUGGCAACUCUUCUACUACUGGCUCAAUGGCCGGUAACGACCUCUAGGAUCGCUAUUAAAGAGGUCCUCUCCAGUAACGAUUCUCUUGACUACGAAACGGCCGCCCUUGGGACUCAAUAUAGACGGAGCGCAUAACCCCAUAAAUCAGUUUAAUCACCAACUCGACCCUUGUAUCACUCACCCCUCUCAUGAUCCUUUUUUUCCACUCAACCCCAUAGAUCUGCUGUUGUUGCUAUUUUCACUUUUCCAUACCCAUCCCCGCUUUUUACCCUGGGUCGCGUAUGAACGCAGAGCCUAGUCUUGUUAAGUUCUCGGCAGAGUUUCGGCGCACAUUCGGGCGCAGCACACAAGCAUAUGUCACGCUGCAGAUACUGGGAUGGCUAGCAUUGAAUGUUUCAGGACAAAUACGCAAGUGGCAAUGGCGUUCGCGAUAGACAUUGGUAUCGAGGUAUGGCGUUAUCAAACAGUUGCAAUUCCGCGAGCAAGCAAGCACAGUCUAGCACUAGCAACCCUAUAAUUUACAAAGCACAUGCACACACACAC